GCUGCGGAAGAAGAAGCGGGCGGCUUCCACGCGGUCUCCGGUGACUUCGGUUGGGCGCGUGUGAGCGGUUGGAAGCGGUGGUCUCGGAGUCGUCACGAUGCCUAAAGCGAAGGGAAAGAACCGGCGGCGGAAAUUCGGUUAUAACGUUAACCGGAAGCGGCUGAACCGUAACGCGCGGCGGAAAGCGGCGCCUAAGAUCGAGUGCUCCCACAUCCGUCAUGCCUGGGACCGCUCCAAGUCCGUGCAGCAGAACCUGGCGGAGAUGGGCCUGGCCAUGGACCCCAACAGGGCCGUGCCCUUCCGAAGAAAGGUAACAGCAAUGGAUGUGGAUGUUAGCAAGGAAAAAAAGCCCAACAAGAUAGUUCGGAAGCCAUAUGUCUUAAAUGACCUAGAAGAGGAGGCCAGCCUGCCUGAGAAGAAGGGUAAUACCCUUUCACGGGACCUCAUUGACUAUGUGCGAUACAUGGUCGAGAAUCACGGGGAGAACUAUAAGGCAAUGGCCCGGGAUGAGAAGAAUUACUAUCAAGAUACUCCAAAGCAGAUCAAGAGCAAGAUUAAUGUAUACAAGCGGUUUUACCCUGAAGAGUUCCAAUCCUUUAUUGAUUCCCUGAAGAACAAAAUGGAAGUAGAAUGAAGAACCUGUGCCAUAAGCCAGUUGUGUCUUAGCUAAGUGAACAUUGUUGGAGGCCUGGGUGGUUGGUGGCCUGGAGAUCUAGGUGGGAAAACACAUCUGGUGAGUCCAUACUUUCUUGGAUUUCCCCCAAGGUUGUACCCAGUCUUUUCUUCCCAGCUGGUGAUGGAUCAUAGAAAGGGGCUGUGCUAUUGCUGUAAGAAGUAGAUUUCAGGGAGUUGGAGAAGGGGAGGAGCCAGAACAAGUUGCCUUUAUAGAAGGGAUUUUUAAAAAUUCGCUCUUUGAACAUUGAAGCUCAUGUGGCUUUGAAGCUUUCAAAUAGUUGUCUAUCAGUUACAGAAUAAAAGAGGUCACGGGUUAAGAUGGGCAAUA
Phascolarctos cinereus (koala) is the source of this 1003-nucleotide messenger RNA. RefSeq names its product NOP16 nucleolar protein (gene NOP16). NCBI's taxonomy places the organism in Eukaryota, Metazoa, Chordata, Mammalia, Diprotodontia, Phascolarctidae. The record is from RefSeq and is a predicted model, not a curated record. Gene Ontology annotation, biological process: ribosomal large subunit biogenesis. Gene Ontology annotation, cellular component: nucleolus.